Rubroshorea leprosula is the source of this 832-nucleotide messenger RNA. Lineage: Eukaryota; Viridiplantae; Streptophyta; Magnoliopsida; Malvales; Dipterocarpaceae. The record is from the annotation of a GenBank genome assembly.
AUUAUCAUGGUAAAACACAAUCCAAUUGAACAACAUAAAUAGAUGUUAUACUAACACCAGCUGCUUCAUUCACCAAACCAUCUUCAAUCUUCCCUACUCUACUUUUUCUUCUCCUGAUAUUGAAAAUUCCCACAAUCUUACCACCAUGCCUCACCCAAUCAUGCUCUUUAAGAAACCUUUGAAGCCUACUGAUAUCACCAAGAGACUAGCUAUCCGGACAAAGAGUCUCGAAUCCCUUCCACAUUUCAACGGAGGCCAUGCUGUAAGAUUGAAAGUUUUGUACGAGGGAAGGGGUUGGCCAAUGGUAUGCAGCACUAGGAAACAGGGGCACAAAAAACCUGUUCUCUCUAAUGGUUGGAUUCCCUUUGUUCGCGAGAACCACUUGAAAGUUGGUGAUGUAGUGACCCUCUACAAGGAGGGAGAUGAAGCAGGAUUACAAUACAGGAUAGAGGUGGACAGAGCAACCAGGGUGCCUUCACCUAAUGGAAAUUUGGGGGUCCAAACGCCUUACAAGACUAAAAAGAAAACAGGAUUCAAGCUGGUAGAUAAAGCAUUAUUCAAUAGUUCUAAGAAGAUAAAUUUAGGAUUGGUCAGCGGUCCAAGGGAAAUUGUUCUGAAUUUAGAUUUGACUCUAGCACCGCCAGGGAAGUUACCAAGCUAGAAAAGACGGUAGGGAAUCAAUAUAUUUCUACUUUCUAGCUUGAUUUGUUUUUUUGUAAGAGUUCUUAGGAGAGCAAGGAACUAUCACAUAUUUAGGUUUAAUGGUGAAGGAAGAGGAAUUCCUGGGGGCUCAAUCCUACCACUUAAGGCGUAAAAAAUCACCAUUUCAUAG